Molecule: messenger RNA, 1636 nt
Organism: Linum tenue
Lineage: Eukaryota; Viridiplantae; Streptophyta; Magnoliopsida; Malpighiales; Linaceae
Source: the annotation of a GenBank genome assembly
CUUGCGAUGCGUCGUCUGAAGUCUGAAACAAAAAAAGAAAGGAAGAAAAAACUGAAACAACGAACGAAAACGAAAAGAAUCCGAAGAAGGAGAAGGCGCGGACCUGGAGAUUUCCCGUUUCCGAGAUUGAACCAUGGAAGGCGACGAGGCUCCGCUGCAACACCAGAGGUCUAUCGUGGCUCCUCUGAUCUUCUCCAUCGUCGUAUUGUUCCAGUUGGCCUCGAGAAGGUUGGAGCUCCUGAAGAGGAACGCAUCUAAGAGCGAGAAGGAAGUUCAACUGCGUGCAGAAAUAAAGCGACUCUACAAAGAGGCCAGCACCUUCUCGCAGCCAUCGACAUUUGCUCAAGCGGCCAAACUUAGGAGGUCCGCAGCUGCCAAAGAGAAGGAACUUGCAAACUAUCAAGAGUCACAGGGCAAGGAGGUGAAAAUGUCUUAUGAUUUGUACAUAAAGAUUUUGUUUCUCUUAAAGGUUAUUACUUAUUCUCUUUUUGUUUGCUGGUAUUGGAAGGCUCCAGUUGCUGUCGUAUCUCAGCAACUUGUGCAGCCAUUUGGAAAGCUACUCUCCUGGAGUGCUGGUAGCCACUUAACUAACAAUGUUACGGUAAUUCUUUGUUAACUCUUUUGACUUUAACUGUCACAUGUUCUGAGUAAGUGUGAGCCUCGUGCAUUCGAGCUUCACUUUUGUGUUCGGUCACCCUAUUAUUUGUUUAUUUUAAUCGGUGUAUUAGAGUUACCGCCAACAGAAAGGGGCCUCCUUGUAGUUUUCAGAUUCAACAUGAUCGUUUCUUUGCUAUCAGGUUUUGUGAUCUUCUUAUCAGUUCAGAGAGUGAUGAAUCAAAUGUUUCUUUGCUAACAGGUUUUUUCAUUAAAUUCUUAUAUUCAGUUUAGAGAGUGAUGAAUCUAAUCUUUUUCCUUCAUAUUUCUCGUUGCAUGCUUGAUGAAUCUGCAAGUCGCUUUUUUCCUUUGUAGUCUUUGGAGCAUUAUGAAUUUAGAAGUGGCUUUUUUAUUUCAAAGCUUAAACUCUCGGACUGUGUUUGACAUGGUAUUGAUGGUGCUGCAGGUUGGGGUUAUACCUUGGUUGAUAUUAUCCACAAGGGUCAGUAAAUUCGUUGCUCGGAUCCUCAAAUAGAACAAGUUACUUGAUGAGUUACUGCGUCCCCUUCGAUAUGAGGACAACUAAUCAUACUAUACCUUCGAUGAAACAAAAACAAAAAACGAUCUCUCAUCUUUGAUUCCUGUGUAAGCAAACGGAGAUGAGGGAGUCGGAGAACCCUGUUCCCUUGUAUCAGAAUCUAUAGAGGUCAUUUCUUUCUUUCGUUUUUUCCUUGUUGAACUUGUAUAUUAAAGUUUUGGUAUAUAGUGAUCCCAAAAUAGUGGUUCUUGCAAGUGUUCCUUUUACUAUAGUACAAACUUCAUGCUAACAACUAUGUAUCUUAAUGCAAGAUUUGGGUGCCACUCUGCUGUUUUCCUUUUCUCCAGAUCGGAGUUAUAACUGCUGCAUUCUUGAUCAGGCACUCGCUCGAUUUUGUUGUUUCGUGUGGAUCUUGAUUUGGUUGAUUGAUUUCUGGUUCUGACUUGUAGAAGAUAUUUCCAAAAUGUCGGCUCAAAUACCAGAAGAACGCUAGAUGCAUGUUUG